CCCACGCCUUUGCCACCACCAAUUCCUCUAUCUUCACGUGGAGUGAUACUUUUCAAAAGGGAACUUUUUGACUUUCAAGACAAAAAAGUUUCUCUUUCUUGUCCUCCACACGCUAUUUCCUCAAAAAAAAGAAAGGAAAAAAAACUGACCAAAUUUUCCAAUUUCUGCUCUCUUUAUUCUCCAAUGGUAGACCACUCUCACGAAAACGAGCAGAACGACAACAUUAUUUCAAAUUCAAAGCCGACCCAAAAUCCCGCUCAAAAUUUUAAAAUCUUAACCCUAGUUGCAUCUAUAAAUACCAAGUUAUAGCAGCCAUUGGGGGCAGAUUGGGAGCCGCCACUUCUUCCCUUCGAACUAUUAAUCUCCUUCAUAUAUUUUUUUUUUCGUUCAAAGCACCUAUUAAGCUUAUUUACUCUUUUAUUAUCUCCGUUUAAAAUCUCGAAUCUGAGCAUCGUUCGUGUUCGAGCAUAGAUCGGAGAAUCAAAGCCCCACUUCGCUGCACCCAUAGCAGGUCAGUAGUGUCUCUUCCUAUUCUUUUCAAUUCUGAAGAUAUUUAGUCAUAUUCAUGCUAUGAAGUAUGUUAGGCUAAUGUUAAAUAUCAAAAAGAAAUAUAUAAAUUUUCAGCAAGCUUCUAGUUGAUUGUUGUUAUUCACGAUUUGUAGCUUGUAUAUUAGGAUUAUGCCUAUAGGACUCAUUCAAUUUUACUCGUUCGCGUGUUACCAGAUUCGAAAUAUUUAGAAUAAAAAUAGUAGAAGUUUUAAUGUGUGUUUUGUUGGACUAAAUAACUUGCUGUUUGAGAUCUAAGAAAUUUUAGUUUUUUUUUUUUAGCUUAUAUCACUGGCUCAAUAUGUGCUUAUAAAUUCUAUGUAUCGUGAAUUCUUCAGUUUUUUUUUACAAAUCUCAUGAUUACUUUUUUUUCUUUUUUUCGUGAUAAAAGAUGACUUUUAUAUUUAAAAGGGGUCAAGCCUUUGAAUUUUCAAAUAAGAAAUCAUUCCUAUUGCGAUAUGGUGCAUCUUUUCAUGUUUAUCAUUUUUUUAAUGAAAAAAUGAGAUGUUUGAUAGCAUGUUGUUGAGUUCUGUUCUUUAUUUUACAUGUAUAUAAAAUUUAGUAGUAUGUUUACUGUUCCAUGGAAAAAAUGAACGACUAUUUGAUCUCAAAAGUGAUUUCCAAAAGGGUAUAUAAUAUGUUUCUUUGUUUAUCCACAUGUCGCAUUUAGUGUGAAACUGGACUAAUUAUUCACGUCUUUAUGUCCUUAAUCGUGUAUAUAUUUGCAGUAUUUUCCUCGAACUUACAUAUUGCUGUGAAUUGAAUGAUAAUGUUGCUUGCUUUGUUUUACUCACUUUUUUUUUUAAAAAGAGGGAAUCGUAUUGUUGCUCUAAUCUUUCGUUACUUUUUGCUUAUUGCAUGAUAUCUGGAGUUGCGAGGAGUCUUAAAUGAGAUUCGGUGGCGCCACAAGAUCCAAACAGCAUCUCUCCUUCACUUUGUAUCUUUAGUUCCCUCGAAACCCAUCCGAAUAGAAAGAAUGAGCGUCGAGAUGAAAUCUUGAACUCAUGUCGGAUUCUUAUUCGAUUCUCUCCUUCUCCUGAAAGCAAUCCGAGUAGAAGCAAGAGGAAGAGGAGGAGGACGAAAAUGACUGCUACAUUUUAACAUAUCUAUGCUUACUUAGUUAUUUGUAUUCUUGUGUGUGAUUGUUAUUUGAUAUGUUUUAGUUUAAUGGCCUUGAACAUCUGACGAGAAAAUGAUCAAAAUAGUCCUUAAUGUAUGGACUUAGGAUUGCUUUGGUCCCUGAUAUAUACAACUUAUGGAAAUGGUCCUUUAAGUAUAUUAAAAAUAUAUCACUUUAGUCUUUGGCCCUACAUACCUAACAACACCAAACAAAAAUCUGUCAAACUUAACAGAAGCCUCCUCAUGUGCAACCCACGUGAGAUAUCAAAAUUCUAAAACAAAAGUAUUUUGCCUUCCUGGUCAGUUCCAAAAAAGGUGGAAAGUCCCUCCUUCCCGGCAAAAACCCUUCUCCAUCUCUUUCAUGGUCUUGUAAAAUCAGUCAACACAAGAGAAGUUUCUCCAUUGUUAAACAAUGUUAAUCAAAAGAAACGAUAGAGGAUCAAGCCCAUACUACGAUCCUGUGUCUGAGGCGUCUUUUUUCAGUAUCAAAGUUUAUCAUAAAGGAUUGAUGAAACAUCAGCCAACCAAACAGUAUGCUGGUGGUGUCAUUGACUACUUUGAUUAUGUUGAAGUGAAGAAUUUCAAUCUUACUAACUUGAAAAAGAUGGUCGAAUUAUGUGGUCACCGGAAUGAUUCAAUAACAUUUUGGCAUAAAUGCGGGAAGCUUGGUAACAAAUGGAGAUUAGUCUCUACGGAGGUUGAAGCUCAUACCAUGGAAAAAUUCACCCCCAAAGACAGAGUAAUUGAGUUAUAUUUUGAACAUUUGGACUCUUAUUUUGGAAUAGAUGAUCCAGUUGAGCUUGGUUGCAGAACUAGUCACAUUCCAGAGAAUAAAGAUGUUGUUGGACCUAUUGACAAAGAGCUCGAAAGGGAAAACAUAUAUUCCAGGGAUGAUUUUGAGGAUUUUGAAAAUGAAUUCUCCAAUGACGACGUGAUGAUUGAUAAACAAGGAUACUACAAACAUAGCUUUGAGGAUGGUAGAGAGCUUAUUAGUGCUGAAAUUCAAAAGCAGAUGUUACACGAAGAUGGGGAUCCUGAUUGCGUGAACUCUGAAGACAACAAGAGUUUGGAUAGUGAUUCCGACAAUGAAAGCUUUGAUUUUCCAAAGCACAAUGCAAAGACCGAUGGAAAAAAUCCAGUUUUGGCUUUGGAAUAUACCUUUGAAAGUAAGAAGGAGUUCAAAAAUGUUGUAACAACUCAUGAGGUAAAAAAAGGGAGGUAUAUUAAGUGGAAAAAAAUGAUAAAGAUAGGAUGAAAACGAAGUGCAUACAUGACGAUUGCAACUGGGUAAUAAUGGCAUCAAGAAUGCACAGGGAUAACAUAUUUCAGAUAAAAACUUAUAGGCCCUCACACAGUUGUCGAAAUUGGCACCAUCAUAACAAGACAAUACCUUCUUCAUUCAUUGCAAGGACCUAUCUUGAUAGAAUUAAACAAAAUAGGGGAUGGAAGAUAUCCGAGUUUAGAGAUACUGUUAGUGUCGAGCUUAAAGCUCAUGUUACUUUAACUCAAGCUAUAUAGAUUUCAAAGAAUCUAUUUAUGUUAUGCUGCUUGUAAAGAGGCAUUUAAGGUUGGAUGUCGCAAAAUAGUAGGUAUAGAUGGGUGUUGGUUGAAGGGCCCAAUGUAUGGGAAUCAGUUAUUAGCAGCAGUGGGUCUCGAUGCCAACAAUAACAUAUUUCCAGUAGCAUAUGCCGUUGUUGAAAAGGAAACCAAGGAGACAUGGUCAUGGUUUUUAAAACACUUGGCUGGUGACUUAGAGAUUGACUAUCAAGAAAGCUGGACCUUUAUGUCUGACAAACAAAAAGGUCUUAUUGAAGCAUUUAAUGAGAUUUUGCCAUAUGUUGGUCAUAGAUUUUGUGUGAGACACCUCCAUAACAAUUUUAAGAAGGCUGGAUUUUUUGGUUUGUCCCUCAAGAUGGCAGUUUGGGCUGCUGCAAAGGCUACAACUGUGAAGUUCUUUAAAAUAUGUAUGGAGAAGAUGCAUGAAUUGGAUGCAGAAGCCGCUGCAUGGUUGAAUGAAAAACCACCCACUGAAUGGUCUAAAUCACAUUUCUCUUCAGGCGCUAAAUGUGAUGUUUUGUUGAAUAAUAUGUGUGAAUGUUUUAACAGUAUGAUUCUUGAUGCUCGAGACAAGCCUAUCAUAACUUUGUUGGAGAAGUUAAGAUAUCUUCUUAUGGCUAGAUUCCAAGCGAAUAGGGAUAAAGUGGAAAGAUGGAAUUCAGGUGAUAUUUGCCCUCGGAUUAAGGACAUAUUGCACAAGAAUGAAUCUGUGGCAGCUGCAUUUAUUCCAAUCAAAUCGAAUCAGUGCAAUUAUGAGAUUCUUGGAGCAUCGAUUGCCGACAAUUGGGCUGUGGACCUACAAAACAGAAACUGUAGUUGUAGAAAAUGGACUAUAACAGGAAUUCCUUGCAAACAUGCAAUAUCGGCUAUUUGGGCUAAAAAAGAUGAUGUUCUUGAUUAUGUUGAUGAUUGCUAUAAAGUUGACACAUAUAGAAGAAUUUAUGAAAAAACCAUCUUUCCGAUUAAUGGAUCACAAUUGUGGCCUAAAUCAAAUAAGGUUCCUCCUUUGCCUCCGAUACUUGUAAGACAAAACAAGAGGGGAAGAGAUCAGAAAUUGAGGAGACGAGAACAAGAUGAAGCGGGAUCAAGUAGAACAAGAAUGAAGAAAAAGCAAAUAUCUGUUAAUUGUAGCUUCUGUCACAAGCCUGGCCAUAACAUAAGAACCUGUAAAUUAAAGUGGGUGUAUAUGAGACAGCUUUUUGGAUGCCUCCUACUUCAUCAGUUCCCGAAAAAUUACCGGUUAGAAGAGCAAAUCCUGGACCAACCCAAGAUUAUUUUGAUAUUUAGUGUGGUGUUGCAAUUAUUUUUUGUUGGGCUAAACAUGGUGCAACACCUUUUUGUUUUUUGUGAAGGACAGAAAGUAUUGCUUGUUUUGAGGACAUAUGGUGGUGCUGCUAUUUUUUGUUCAAUGACCAUAGUGCAAAUGCCUUUUGUUUUUUUUUUGUGAAAAGGACAGAUGGUGCUGCUGCAACAAUGGUUCUUAUGGUGUGAAGAUUUUUGCUAUCAGAUGAUGAAGGAUUAAAGCUGGUAUCACAAUAUCUUUUUGAAGGACAGAAGAAAGGAAGCUAGUGUCGUAUAAGAGUAGUUUUAGUUAAAUUAAUCAAACCAUGUGCAAUUCCCUUUCUGAUGUGCAAUUCCCUUUCUGGUGUUGUUUAGAAUAUCUUAGGCAGCAACUAAAAGUUGUGUAUAUGCUGCCUUUUGGAUUUAAAUGGUGAAGUCAUAUGUUAAAAGUUAUUUUUAUCAGUCACAUUCUCUUAUGUAAGGAACGUAAAUUGAUAUGUAGAGAUCAUUCAAAAAGAUUUAUUGGCUAG
Messenger RNA from Lycium barbarum (goji berry), 5033 nucleotides. RefSeq lists its product as uncharacterized. Gene Ontology annotation, molecular function: zinc ion binding. The record is from RefSeq and is a predicted model, not a curated record. The transcript has 4 exons. NCBI's taxonomy places the organism in Eukaryota, Viridiplantae, Streptophyta, Magnoliopsida, Solanales, Solanaceae. Bases 3284 to 4669 code for a protein of 461 amino acids.